AUGAAACUUCGAUCAUUGAAUCCCCUGCUCUUGGCCAACCUCACUGCUGUGCCCUACCCAUCUCACCAGUAUGGAUUCAAGAAUCUCAGUAGGCCGGAGGCUUGUCAGCAGAUUUUGGACAAACUCAAUCUAGCGCAGAAGUACCCAAACUCAAAAGGCAAACUUGAUGUCAUUGACGUCUUCUCAGGCUACGGACUAUUUUCUACUAUGUUAAAUUACGAACUUAAGCCCAGAAACCAUAUCAUUGUGGAUAACACCAAAGACAAUCAGGAUGUUUGGGAGAAGCGCAUCACUCACCUUGAAGCAGAGACGGGUAACGUCGAGAACUUCAGGUAUUUCAAUAUGGAUGGACAUGCAUGGGAAACUUUUAGUACUCUUCUUGACCAAAUGAAAGUAAUCACACCCUCUUUCCAGCCCAGAAGUCAAAUUCAUGAUGAAUUACUCAUUGUGGGGAACAUGACGUCUAACAAGGUGGGGGAGAGCUUGUUUGCUCAAUGGCUCCAGUGCUGCGCUUAUGAAAAUUGGCUCCAAAAGUAUGGCCGCGUAAGAAUGUUGUUAUUAGUUCGUGAGGCUACCACAAUGAAAUUCAUGUCGGGGCCUUCUUUUAUGAAGAGAAACCGGUCCGCACUCAAAAGAGAUGUGUACACGGACACAAAAUUAGUUGCGAUAUCCGAUGCACAGGUUGAUAGCACUGGAGUCGCUGGUGACGCUUUUGACCCCAACGUUUUGGUAAAGGACCAGCCGGUGAUCCUUCCCACAAAUGCCAUUGCACCUUCAGGAGGCGAUCUUUCUUUUGUCGAAGUCCUCCCAAGGCGUGACUUGCAAAAUUUGGAUGUCAACGCCUUGGACUAUCUCACCCAGAUCUUGAUGUACAGAUCGCUUAAUACAGUUGCCGAGGGAUUAUCUGCAAUUGCACCUGGGGCUGCAGAGGACUUGGCUCCAAAGCUACCGCAGGAAAUUCUUAGUAAGUCCGUCCGUCAGCUAACAAGAGAAGAUGUCAUCAAGAUUCACGAUGUGUAUAACAACUGGGCAUUCAAACCAUCGUUUGAAGAGACAUUCAACUUUUUUGCAGAGGACACUCGCAGUUUUUAA
Molecule: messenger RNA, 1092 nt
Organism: Metschnikowia bicuspidata var. bicuspidata NRRL YB-4993
Lineage: Eukaryota; Fungi; Ascomycota; Pichiomycetes; Serinales; Metschnikowiaceae
Product: RNA polymerase specificity factor
Exons: 1
Coding region: 1-1092 (363 amino acids)
Biological process (GO): transcription initiation at mitochondrial promoter
Cellular component (GO): mitochondrial DNA-directed RNA polymerase complex; mitochondrial matrix
Molecular function (GO): mitochondrial transcription factor activity
Source: RefSeq, a predicted model, not a curated record